Venustampulla echinocandica is the source of this 1170-nucleotide messenger RNA. RefSeq lists its product as uncharacterized. The record is from RefSeq and is a predicted model, not a curated record. Bases 1 to 1170 code for a protein of 389 amino acids. NCBI's taxonomy places the organism in Eukaryota, Fungi, Ascomycota, Leotiomycetes, Helotiales, Pleuroascaceae. The transcript is spliced from 5 exons.
AUGUCCGUAGUACUCCACGAAAGAUUCACAGCUACCGGCGGCCCCAAGCCUUCAUAUAAAGCCCCCUCAGUAUGGGAAAAGAGUUGUCCCUGGGGCAUGCAAGCGCCCCUUCUCCCCCGGGUUCGGUUCACAGAUGAGACUAUUAUCCCCGUGAUAGUACGUCUCGAGGAAGGCGAGCCCGAGUCCGACAUUGACAUGGAGAAGGAAAAGGCUCAAAGGCAACGCCGCUCCUCCAAAGUGCUCUCCAAACUCCGCCAUCGACUCCAGGAUUUUGGCGUCACGCUCGGGACCAGCAAGCCGCACGUAAAAUGCGUGUUCAUGCCCCGACGAGAGUAUCUCAAGUAUUUCGCCCAUGAUACACAAGGAAAUUAUAGUGGGUCUGAGCUUCAGCGGACGUGGUCGGAGGAUGAGCUUGACGCUAAGUUUAAGAAGUAUCAGUACGAGAAAGCAGCGAGAUGGGGGGUUUGCAGAGAAGAAACUAGAGAGCUUACAGAAGAAAAUAGGGAGAGUGAUAUGGGUGGUUUGUAUCUUUCCAAAGCAUGUGAGCGCACCUGGCUCUCCAUGGAAAAUUGUCAACAAGAUGCUCUUUGCGAAUCUCAUAACUCUUUCAGUCGGGGGCUCAAAGUGCCAGUUAAGGUACUCCCUACUACCGGAAUCGAUGUUUUGGUAUAUGGUGUCGAUCCAGGUGUUCAUUCGAAUUCUGUACAUGCUAACGGUGUAUUUCUUACGCUCUUGACACGAGAUGGGUCGCAUGACGAGGUGCAUAGCAAUAAAGUGAGCGAUGAGAAGUUGGCUAACCGUGUUUAUUGGCUCGCACAGGUCGACGAAAUCUUCAUGGCAGACCGUCACGAUGAAUUUACACACGUUUACAUGGGCUUGAUGAAUGCGGUAUCAAAUGGUGGGGUUCCUUUCAAACGCCCAUUCAUGAUCGCGAUGCCAGAGUUGGGAUCCUCAUUUGCAAGCACAGCUUAUAUGUUCUGGUCUCGUACUUCCUGUGACACCAGGUUACAAGACCUUGUUAAUACCAGGAAAGCGUUUAGGCCAUCAUCCAUAUACCAAGACUGUAAAAGUAAGGCAUGGCAUGCUGCAAUUACUGCAUCAGCCUCCCCUACAGACCGUAAAGGCGCCCUCAAGGCUUCAUUAAGACCCUUGCUAGCUUUGAGCCUGUGA